Messenger RNA from Anastrepha ludens (Mexican fruit fly), 687 nucleotides. RefSeq names its product general odorant-binding protein 19d-like. The record is from RefSeq and is a predicted model, not a curated record. The coding region runs from base 56 to 526 and encodes 156 amino acids. Gene Ontology annotation, molecular function: odorant binding. NCBI's taxonomy places the organism in Eukaryota, Metazoa, Arthropoda, Insecta, Diptera, Tephritidae. The transcript has 5 exons.
UUUCAGUUGAAAUCCGAUUGUCAUUCGUAACACUCCAGCUAAUCUGUGGAAAACAAUGACAGCAUUUAGUUCUUUUUUGAUUUUUAUCACAAUGACGUCACUGCCUACAAUCCUAUUGGCUGACUUACAACCGCCCCAUUAUGGCCCACUGCGUGCUAUGACUGAGGCUGCUAUUGAGGAUUGCUACGAGGAUGCGGCUCAGAAGGUCAAAGUAGAAAUAACCGAUGAAGGCUUUGAAGAGCUAUUAAAGGGUUCCCGUGAUAAUAUAAUGCACAAUACGAAGUGUUUGCGUUAUUGUAUUAUGCGAAAGAACGGAUUGUUUAAUGCAAGCAACUCUCUCGAUAAAGAAAAACUCGUGGACAUAUUCGAGAUCAUCCAUCCUCAAGUUGAGAAGGAAAAGCUGCUAAAUGUGCUCCAAAAAUGCGCCGAGGAAACUGAAAAAGAAACUGACAAUUGUGAGCGCGCAUCUGUCGCAGCGAUGUGUGUCCUUGACAAACUGAAGGGAGAAGGCGUCACCAAUAUUUAACGCUGUACUCUAUGCACUUAAAUGCACUCACCAACAAAUUAUAUUAUAUUUACAUAUACACGUAUACACGCAUUUAAGUACGAGUUACAAUUAUUUUAUUUACUAUUAUGAACUUAAAUAUUUUAAAUAAUUUAUUUGAUUGUCCACUUUAUUGCAAUAUC